AUGGCGCGACUUGCUAGUGCCCUUUUUACUCUCUCGGUUCUCGCCGUGUUCGGCUCAGCCAAGCCACCCACCACAAAAUCCGCCCUUGAUCUCACCACCGAGAUCUAUGGCCCCCUGCGUUCCUGGAAACCAAUCAAGGCUAUCGACAUUGACCCAAAAAUGACUAUCGACGGCAAACCAGUCAACGACAGCUUCAUCAUCGGCUACCAGCCCCCGCAGCUGAGCGCUGACGAGCAGGAGAAGAAGUUCGCCCAGCUCCGCAACCUGGUCGCCAACAACUCCGAGUCCACGCUGGCCAAGCGCGAGCGUUCCUGGUGCGGCGUCUCGGCCGACCAUACCCUGGUCGCGAAAGCGCAGUUGCAGCCUUCCAUAACCUACUUCUGCUACACCUCGCCUGCGACGGGCUGGUGGUACUGGUGGCCGAGGAGCUCCGAUAACUCGUGGCAGCCCUUCACGACCAAGGACGGACUGCAGCGGCCGGUAUGGUUUGGCGGAUCCGUUAGGGCGGGCUACAGCUUCAGUGGCUACAACUGCUGGUCCGCCUUCAGCGAGAUUUUUAUUCUACCGCAUUCGUUGCUCUGUUUCAAGGGAUACCAGUGUGAGGACUUGCGCUGCAAUGCUGCUACUAUUGUCAUGGACAUAUGGGCCGCCUGUCUCGUCUCUAUAUCACAACAGAUACUUGCAAUUACAAACCAUCCAGUGCUACCGCCUGGAAUCGUAAUCGGCGAUUGGGCCAUUGAUGUCGAUCCAAAAAUGAUGGUCGAUGGCAAGCCAGUCCACGACAGCUUCAUCGUCGGCCACCAGGUCCCGCAGCUGAGCAAUGAAAGGGACAAGAGGAUGAAGUAUUCCGAGCUCUUCGAGCUCGUCGCCCAGCUAAACAGCUCUGGCGUUCCACCGCGGCCGCCGCCCGCGCUAGCAAAGCGCGGCGGCAUCUACCCCCGAUGCGGUGUGGGCGCCGACGACGCCAUGGUCCCAGUCGAGCAGCUGCGGGUGGCCGUCCAUGCCCUUGCUAUAACAUGGCUCCGCCGGUCGAUGGGGUCUAGGGCAUGA
Messenger RNA from Parathielavia appendiculata, 1050 nucleotides. RefSeq lists its product as uncharacterized. The coding region runs from base 1 to 1050 and encodes 349 amino acids. The transcript has 4 exons. The record is from RefSeq and is a predicted model, not a curated record. NCBI's taxonomy places the organism in Eukaryota, Fungi, Ascomycota, Sordariomycetes, Sordariales, Chaetomiaceae.